AAAUCCACCCUAAAUUAGAAUUUGUGAGCUCAUGAAAAAAUGCAAGUUGACCUGACCAAAAGGAGAAAAACCCAUUUCUCUCCCGCUUCAUCUCCACCAUUUUCUUUAUUUUUAGUAAAUAACUUUGACUGUCUUGUCUUUUCCAAUGUCUUGCUGAAUUCUAAAAUCUCGCUGUUCAUAAAAUAUUUGAUUUUUAGCCACUGCCAAGCCAACUGUUGGGUUGCUCACUUCCUCAUUUUACGACAACAUUCCUCUUCAUAUUAUUACCAUCCCGCCUUCAGUCACAUUCUCUCUCUGUUUCUCUGUAUCUCUGUCUCCCCCCUUCUAAUUCUUUAUUCUUUUCUUAUGCACCACCCCCUUUCUUCAGCUGAAAUACAGUGAAAUAAUUAAAGAAAAGAAUUUAACUCUAGUUUUCUAAUCAGCAUUUGGGUUCUUUUUAUUAAAAUCUCAACAUUGUCUUAGGUGUAGCUUUUACCAUUGUUUCGCUGUGCAAAGAGAUUUCUGGGCAAAGCAAGUGAGAGUGAGAGGUUCAACCAAUAUGAAGCUGUUGUGGGUUUUGGGGUUUAUGGGGAUGGUGUUGUGCAGAAGGACGGAUGGUUUUGCGGAUGUGAAUGGUACAAAAGAAGAAGACUUGCAUUACACUGAGAGUAAUGUUUAUGGUUAUGGACCUAAUGGUUAUGGGGUGUUCAGCAGACCCUUGAUGGUGGGUCUCACUCUUAUCAAUGGAGCUGCUGCCAAAGGAGCAGUCUGCCUAGAUGGAACAUUACCCGGUUUCCACAUCCACCGUGGAUAUGGGUCAGGAGCAAACAGUUGGCUCAUUCAGUUGGAGGGAGGAGGAUGGUGUGAUACAAUCAGAAAUUGUGUCUAUAGAAAGAAAACUCGUCGUGGUUCAUCAGCAUAUAUGGAGAAGCAGAUACCAUUUGCAGGGAUAUUGAGCAACAAAGCUGGAGAAAACCCUGACUUUUACAACUGGAACAGAGUCAAGGUUCGAUAUUGUGAUGGUGCAUCUUUUGGUGGUGACAGUCAAAAUGAGGCAGCCCAAUUGUAUUUUCGAGGCCAACGAAUCUGGGAAGCUGCUAUGGCAGAUUUGAUGUCAAAGGGAAUGCGCUAUGCUAAUCAGGCUCUUCUUUCUGGAUGUUCUGCUGGUGGUGUUGCAACUGUACUCCAUUGUGAUGAGUUUCGUGCCAUGUUUCGUGGAACUACUAGAGUCAAGUGCUUGAGUGAUGCUGGAUUAUUUCUUGAUGUAAUUGAUGUAUCUGGUAGGCGCACAUUAAGAAAUAUGUUUAGACGAGUGGUUAGCCUACAGGGAGCAUACAAGAGUCUUCCAUGGAGUUGUACCAAUCGCCUCAACCCGACUUUGUGCUUUUUCCCGCAGCACUUAAUUGCAAGUGUCAAGACCCCCCUUUUUCUGGUCAAUGCAGCUUAUGAUACAUGGCAGAUCCAGGCCAGUUUAGCUUCACCAACAGCAGAUCCUAAUGGCCUUUGGCAUGAAUGCACAAAAAAUCAUGCGCGUUGUGCUGCAUGGCAGAUGAACUUUUUGCAAGGUUUCCGGAAUCAAAUGCUCAAGGCUGUAAGUGGCUUCUCAAGGGCCAGUAAAAAUGGUUUAUUCAUAAAUUCUUGCUUUGCUCAUUGCCAGACUGAGAGACAAGAUACAUGGUUUUCUCAAAAUUCUCCCCAUAUUGGAAAUAAGGGGAUAGCAAAAUCAGUCGGAAACUGGUAUUUCGAUCGAGUUAAUAUCAAGGCAAUAGAUUGUCCAUACCCUUGUGACAAGAGCUGCCAUAAUCUGGUGUUUAGGUGAAAAUUUAUGUAUCAUCUAUUUAUGUCUUCUCGUCCCCAAUUAUAUUGCCAAGGGCAUGUAACAAUCUCUGUUUAAACCCGAGUCAUUGCUGUGAAGCUCGAAGAGCGAUCAGCAAGUUCAUCUAUUGUCUUUAUGAGCCAAUAUAUAAAUGUUCGCAUCUUGAUUAUCUUUCA
This is a messenger RNA of Prunus persica (peach), 1971 nucleotides long. Its product is annotated as pectin acetylesterase 10. Lineage: Eukaryota; Viridiplantae; Streptophyta; Magnoliopsida; Rosales; Rosaceae. The transcript is spliced from 12 exons. Gene Ontology annotation, molecular function: pectin acetylesterase activity. The coding region runs from base 539 to 1798 and encodes 419 amino acids. Gene Ontology annotation, biological process: cell wall organization. Gene Ontology annotation, cellular component: plant-type cell wall. The record is from RefSeq and is a predicted model, not a curated record.